AGAUGUCUGAUUUUUUUCUGUAUGUGUAUGUGUGUUGUGUAUGUGUGACAGCCUUUGCUGCCUCUGUAGAGGGCGGGGCGUCUCGUUUCCUUUGUCCGGGCGGUCUACUCGCUCCUCCCGGCAGUCUGUACACACUGUCCCGCCGAGACUGUCCAGCCCGGAUCAGCCCAGAAAGAGUUUUUGGUGUGCAUCGAGGACUUCGAGGAGGUCGCCCUCAGAGAUGUUUGUCACCGCUACGAGGAACUUCGUGGAGGAAGUGGAUCAUGACGGGUUCCUGAUCCCCGUGUCCAGUCUGAAUGACAGCGUCGCUCUCCUGUCACUGGUGGUCAAACGCAAACGCUUCUGGUUCUGGCAGAAGCCCAAGUAUCUUCCUACUGAUUUUACCCUCAAUGACUUGCUGACAGGAGAUACACCCAUAAAGCCAACGGUCAUAGAGACAGACUUCAUCAAGUACGAUGGGACUUUUGGUGACAACAUUCAAGGAAACAUUGAUGCCAAUUUGGCCCAUUCCAGUCUGAACUUUGAGGGCAAAGACACGACCAAACUCAAGUCGUCCUUUGGCACUUUGAAGAAACAGGAGCUGGAUGUGCAGAAGCUGCUGCGAGACUCCAAAGACAGGGUCCUUGACAUGUCCCACUGUCUGAUCCAGCAAACCAAAGAGAAACACAGGCAGUCGUUCGGGGUGGUGAAGGAGCGCAUUGUGACAACCCAGCCCAGCUCGGUCAUAGAGGAGGUGCAGCAGGGCGGACAGUGUGGAGGACUGCUGAGCCUCUGUGGGCCCAAGAGCACCAAGGUGUCACUGAAGGAGAAUGGAAGCUUGAGCAAAGACAGUAACGUUACCAUGGAGAUCCCCCCUCAAACUGUGGUGGCCUUUGGCCUCAUUGAGCUAGAGGUCAAACUCAGUGGACACUUUGAGCUGUGUCUGAUGUCGGACACGCGAGGGGGCUUUGAAGUGGAUGGGCUUUUGAAAGGAUUACUGAGCUCCUCAGGUGCUCCUGUGCGUGCUGCUGAACAGAGCUGCCUAAGACGAGAGCUGGACCAGCUGAGUUGCCAUUUCCAUCUUCUGUCAGCUCUUCCUGCCUCCACGCGCUCCUCUCUGCUCCAGCACCUCAUGACAGCCACGCAGGACAGAGAGGCUUUCUGUGCUCUGGAGAAUGUGAUGGAGCUGAUGUGCCUCGGCAAGCAUCCUGCCCUGGGGGAGGUCAGGACGGAGUCUCAAAGACAGAACAUCCAGGCCGUGCUGGACCUCUUGGAGCUGUCUGGUCAAGUGGAGCACGCUCAGACAGCUUUGUCAGACCAGUCCACCUCCGUCGUCAGAGCCUUUCACCUCAUCAUCAGUGCCUUGGACGAAAUGACAGACGAUUGUCUUGCUGUCUUGCGAAUGCACUCCACUCCCACAGUCUUGCAAGCCCUGGAGUUACUGGUGCAGUGUGUGGCAGGAGGUGGAGAGACACCUCUGAGCACUUCAGGUUUGGCUCCACUGACAGAGGGCUUUGAAAAGACUCAACACCUGUUUGCCUCCUGUAACGUGACCCUGAAGAGAGAUGGGGACGCUGUGAAGAUGGAGAUAAACCACCAGCCAGGAGACCUUCCUCUCAUCCUGUGUAUCGCCAUCAGAGGCCUUGCUUCACUGGCUCACAGUGUUUGACCACGGGCAUGAACUGUGAAGACAUCUUUAUUUGUUAUGGACGGUAUGAACAUCUCGCAGAAAUAUCGCAAAUCUGACCACACUCAGUGUGAAGCAGUUCUUCUCCGUUGUAAUAUCAGUGUUUUCCCUCGACUUAUUUUUAUUGUUAUUGUUCUCCAGUAGCAUUGCAUUUGACUGUAGGACAAUCUUAAAAAUGCUACUUUGUGACCACACUUGCACAAUCUCUGUCCAUCAAAUUCAAGGGACAUUCCCUUGAAUUUAAAGUAAUUCAGUGCCUGUUGGUGGCAUCAGCAUCAAUGUAUAAAUUCCACAAUUGUUAAAUUUAUUAGAGCGCAAUUCUACUACUAGUUGUAUAAUAUUACAGAAUCAAAUUUCUUCUGACCCAUUCCAUGAAGCUGGACUGCAGAGUUAUAGCCAUUUUCAUGUCUAGUUGCACACUGCAGUGACAAUUAGGCCUCUGGCUCUGACCAGCUCACACGCUCACACAGUCAUGUUAUCACAGAGAGUAAUGUGCCGAAUAAUAAAUGUUUUGUCAUUGUGUAAUCGACAGUAAAAUGUUUUUGUAACUUUCUCAUUUGA
Molecule: messenger RNA, 2227 nt
Organism: Myripristis murdjan (pinecone soldierfish)
Lineage: Eukaryota; Metazoa; Chordata; Actinopteri; Holocentriformes; Holocentridae
Gene: gsdmeb
Product: gasdermin Eb
Exons: 10
Coding region: 41-1648 (535 amino acids)
Biological process (GO): programmed cell death
Cellular component (GO): cytoplasm
Source: RefSeq, a predicted model, not a curated record